Messenger RNA from Colletotrichum orchidophilum, 4962 nucleotides. Its product is annotated as BAH domain-containing protein. NCBI's taxonomy places the organism in Eukaryota, Fungi, Ascomycota, Sordariomycetes, Glomerellales, Glomerellaceae. The transcript is spliced from 5 exons. Gene Ontology annotation, biological process: histone catabolic process. Bases 1 to 4962 code for a protein of 1653 amino acids. Gene Ontology annotation, cellular component: Lid2 complex. The record is from RefSeq and is a predicted model, not a curated record. Gene Ontology annotation, molecular function: ubiquitin-protein transferase activity; chromatin binding.
AUGGCACAGAAAAACCAAACCGCCAGCAGUUCUGACGACCAAUCUGCCAGCGCCACACCGUCUGCACAAGACGCCUCGGAUUCCACGCAGCCUGCCACUUCGGGCGCGUCAACAUCCAAAGCAGUAUCUGCCGCCCAGAAAUCACACCAGACCGAGCUGGACGCCGCCCUUCGCAACGCUCAACCCACCAACAAGUCGUCUGCCAUGGGCUUGGACCAGUCUUCAAAGGACGCCGCCGCCAUUGAAGCUGCAAACCCUUAUGGGACGCGAUCACGAAAUCGCACUGGCUCAUCGCGCCCAAACUACGCCGAGGACAAGGAUCUCGAUGUCGACAUGUAUGAUUAUGCCCCCGAGAAGAAGGAUCAAGAGUCCAAGAAAUCGGCGCGUCACAGCAAUGUGUCGGCCGCGUCCAUCCAGGAGAGCGCGCGACCCAACGGCUCAACCCGCAAAGCCCUGCCAUCUGACGACGCAAAGUCGACCGCUCCUCAAAACGGAGCAAAGGACGUGCAGCCAGCAAAUUCCACCCCAGCAACGCAAACAUCGGCAUCGACAAACCCGUCACAACCCUCGAAAAAGCGCAAGGCGGCUUCACACGCCGCAACUGCGACUUCUCAGGCUCAUGCUUCUGCGACGACAUCAUUGCCUGGCGCCGGCAUGGGGGCAUCACGAAAAACGGUGUCGGGUCCUUACGCUAGCUCUUACGCAGAGACGAACAUGCUCAGUUUCGAGAAUUCCGGUGCAGUCCCCAGAGACGGAAAGUUGGUGGCGGAUGACGGUACCGUACUAGCACCCAAUGACAAUGUCUAUCUCGUGUGUGAGCCUCCGGGCGAGCCAUACUACCUGGGCCGCAUCAUGGAGUUUCUCCACACGCAGAAUGACAACACCAAGCCGGUGGAUGCACUUCGCAUCAAUUGGUUCUACCGGCCCAAGGACAUCGGCAAAAAGGUCAAUGAUACUCGAUUGGUGUUUGCGACGAUGCAUUCCGAUAUCAGUCCUCUGACGGCAUUGCGUGGUAAAUGUCACAUCCUGCACAAGGCGGAAAUUCCCAAUAUGGACGAAUACCGAAAAAUCUCGGACAAUUUCUGGUAUGAAAAGCUGUACGACCGCUACAUUCAGAAGAACUACGAUCUCAUCCCUACAUCGACUAUCGUGAACGUCCCUGAGAGGGUGAAGAAAGUGCUGGACGACCGCUGGAAAUUCGUUAUUGUGGAGCAGGGCCGCGGAAAAGAGUUCACUAGCGCGGUGAAGUCCUGCAAGCGAUGCAGCGGCUACUGUGCAAGCAAUGACUCGGUCGAUUGUGCUGUGUGCAAAAAGACAUACCACAUGAACUGUGUCAGGCCGCCCCUGCUUAAGAAACCCUCCAGAGGCUUCGCCUGGUCCUGCGCUGCGUGUAGUCGCGCGCAGGAACGAAAAUUAGAGGCUCGGCACACUCCUAACCCUAAUAGUCUGAAGGAGAAUGCCGGCGAUGCUGAUGAUGAGGAUUUGUAUGAUGACGACGACGAUGAGAUGCAAAUUGACACCGAACGAACGAGUCCUGCCGAUGACGACGAAGCCCAUCGUACCGGCACUGCGGAGCAGAUCUACCAAGCCAGCCUCUGGCCUUGGCGGUAUCUCGGAAUGCACUGCAGGCCCGAGGAUGCCCUUGAUUACGACGACCGAAUCUACCCCCGCGCAAGCACUCGCAUAGGUCCCAAACAUCAAGCCACUGUGCUUCCUUGGCCCGGUAAGCCUGUACAGUAUCAAAAGCCUCUUGAAUUCAAAAGAACCGGAAAGAAGGGACCCGGACUGUCGAAGGAAGCGCUUGCCGCCCUUGAGGCCGAGAAAGUUCGACGUGAGAAGCGUCCCAAGUGGGUUCAGGAUGAGCCCCCAGGUUAUGUGGCGAGAGGAGAAGAUGGCGACAGGGACGAUCCGAAUGCCACGGCUACACGCCUUUGGGCGCCUCCCCCAGCAGGUGAGAAAAGCGCUGAUUGGGAAGCCGAAAUCGACCGGUACAUGAAAACGGCGGAAAACCUAGCGCCCAAGUUCGGUCUGCCGAAUAACUCGACCAAUCUGCACGAUGUCGCUUUGGAGACAUAUUUCCAUAGUAGUUACAACGAAGACCGCGCGCUGAAACUGUUCUCGGAAGUGGACAAGUCGGCUUUCAAAGAACCCGAGUUGACGGCCACGGAACAGAAGAGGUUCGAAGAAGGCGUCGGCAAGUAUGGAUCCGAGCUUUAUCUCGUCAAGCGACACGUCAAGUCUCUUUCACCGGGAACGAUUGUGCGAUACUACUACACCUGGAAGAAAACUCAGCAAGGCAAACAGAUUUGGGGAAAUUUCCAGAAUAGGAAAAGCAAGAAGGAGGCCAAGAAGGCCGAGGUUGCUGCAAGCAAGUUGCAGGACGACAUCGCCGACGAUGCAGAUGACUCCGCGUUCGAUGGCGACAAAGCACAAAGCAAAAAGAAAGGCUUCAUGUGCAAGUUCUGCCACACCAAAUAUUCCAGGCAAUGGAGGCGGGCUCCCAACGCAUCGGGAACACCCAUCAGCGAGGGAGGAGGCAAGAAUGCCAGCAAGGACAAGGGCGGCCAGUACAUCCAAGCCCUUUGUCGCAGGUGCGCGGAGCUCUGGCGGCGCUAUGCUAUCCAAUGGGAAGAUGUGGAUGAAGUCGCCAAGAAGAUCGCUCAGGCCGGUGGUCGAGCCUGGAAGAAACGACAGGACGAGGAACUGCUCAAGGAACUCGAGGCAGCCAAGGAAAUGCAUACUUACUGGAACACUCCUCCGCCGGUCACCGCUCCGGAGCCGGCUGCAGCAGUCCCAGCGGCACCUUCGAGUGAACCUCCGCGGAAGAAGCUCAAGGGAGCUGCCCCGGAGAGAGACUCGGAGCCGCUCGCCUCAGAUUCGGCUCCCGCUGCCGCGCCUCCAAAGAAGAAAGAAAAGGCGGUCGAGAAACCGGCGCCUCCACCAGUCCCGGAAAUUCCGAAGCCCAAGACUAUGCCUUGCGCAAUUUGCGACCAGUUGGAACCCUUGGGAGAUCAGCAUCUCUCGUGUCGGGAAUGCCGGUUGACAGUCCACCGCAACUGCUAUGGUGUUGUCGAAAACAGGAACCCCGGCAAAUGGACCUGUGACAUGUGUGCCAACGACAAGAGUCCACAGGUUUCAAUCCAAUAUAAGUGUGUCUUGUGCCCCAUUGAACACACUGAGCACGAUUUUGUUGAGUCAUCCAAAAUCUCUACUUCCAAGAAGAAAUCCGAGAAGGAAAAGGAGCGCGAACGAAUGGAACGAGAACAGGCACAAAAGGCUGCAGACUAUUACAAGAAAAAACAAGAAGAGGCCAACCGCCCAGUCAACCCUCGGGAGCCGCUGAAACGAACUGCAGAUAACAAUUGGGUUCACGUCACCUGCGCUGUUUGGACACCUGAGGUUAAGUUUGGCAAUGCCAAGGCUUUGAGUCCAUCCGAGGGCAUCCCUUCUAUACCUCGUGUCAGGUAUGAUGAAGUUUGCCAGGCUUGCAGUCACAAAGGUGGUGCUUGCAUUAUUUGCCAUCAUUGUCGAGAUCCUAUUCAUGUUGAAUGCGCUCGCCAGCGAGGCUACCUCCUAGGCUUUGAUAUCACUCCCGUCAAGGGAUCUCGCCGUGACCAAUUCAAUCUCGUCACCAUCAACGGCGAAACUGGUGUCAUGUCAGCCGCAGUUUGGUGUAAAGAGCAUGUUCCAACAAAGAGCGUCAUCCAUCGGAUGCACGACAUUGUUAACGAGGAUGGCCUCAAUGCUCUACAGCACUAUGUGCAGAGCUACAAGCAGGCAGAUCUCACCUUGACUGGCACAGUCAGAAAAGCCAACCUGAUGACGAACGCUGCCAAGAUGGGAGGUGUUCCUUUGACACCAAGCACUCGGCGAGCAUCGACCACGACUGUGCCUUCCAACGGCGUUUCUCACAUUGCAAACAGCGAAACGCUGAGCAACCACCAAGCAGGAGAGAAGAUAUGCAUUACCUGCGGCAUUGACGUCGCUCUCAAAUGGUGGCCCAUCGAGAACUCCGAUGAGCGAGAACUGACCAAUGGCCACUACGGAAGCCUUGGCUCAGAGGCUCAGAAGUUUGUCGAGCAGAGAAAGUUCCAGUGUCAUAAGUGCCGCAAACUGAAGAGGAAGCCUAAUCCCCAUCCACCAAAGGAUCCAUCUCCUGUAAUCGAAGCCACGAGGUUGGUGCCACCCCCACCUCUUCCAGUUGUUCCGCCGCAUCACGCUCUGGCGGCACCUCCUCCGCCCUUGAGGAGCCCACCGACGACCGGCCCGGAGGCCAGAGCUCGCAGUCUCUCUGCGUAUGCCUGGGUAGCUCCGGCACCCCCUCCACCGCCGCCUGCCUCACAGCCUGCGGCUCCGCAUCCGCCGCCUGCGCCCGCCCCGCCGCCAGUCCAGGCCGCUGCCCCGCCGCCGCCAAAUCCGCCUCCAGCUCCUCAUCAAACUCCCGGCCCCUAUGGGCCCCCUCCGGCGCCAAGAUACGGAGAUUGGAACAGUCGCCCACCUGCUCGGCAUGGAUCGCCACCACAGCGUCCCCCUUUUCAACCAUUGGCUACUCUACGUCCGCCGCCAAUGAUGCCGAUGGCGAUACCAUCUCCGCAUACCCCCAUACCAACAGCUGUUCCCAAUGGACACAUGGGCCAGCCUCCGCACAACGUAAUGCCACCUUCACCUCUGAUGGCAGGGCCUAUGUCUCAUGGAUCCCAUGGUCCACACGGUUCGCCGUACAUGCACUCUUUUCGGCAACCCCCCCACGGAUCACCUCUCGGUUUACCAAAUGGCGGACCUCCACCAAGAGGCCCUGAGGCGUUCGCGCAGGGACUCUUACCGCAGCGAGCACCAUACAGCAGCCCUCCUGCCCAUGAUGCCGGAGGUCCGUUGAGGACACCUGGCAUGCGCCCAUCCAACGAGCCGCCUCGACCAGCUGGAGCUAGCACAAGUCCUUCUCUACGUAACUUGCUCUCCUGA